Pelobates fuscus (common spadefoot toad) is the source of this 988-nucleotide messenger RNA. It is a transcript of the gene PSMB7, whose product is annotated as proteasome 20S subunit beta 7. Gene Ontology annotation, molecular function: threonine-type endopeptidase activity. The record is from RefSeq and is a predicted model, not a curated record. The coding region runs from base 34 to 867 and encodes 277 amino acids. Lineage: Eukaryota; Metazoa; Chordata; Amphibia; Anura; Pelobatidae. Gene Ontology annotation, cellular component: proteasome core complex. The transcript is spliced from 8 exons.
CCGGCAUCGGAAGUUGCAUCUCACUCAAGAAAGAUGGCGGCCGUGACUGUGCGCAGUGCUCCCACCGGUGGCUUCGAGUUUGGGAAUUGCAGGAGAAAUAUUCAUUUGGAGAAUGAAUUUAUUCAGAAAGUACAUAAGCUCCCUGCUGCUCGAAAAACCGGAACCACAAUUGCUGGGAUUGUUUUCAAGGAUGGAGUAAUUCUUGGAGCAGAUACCAGAGCAACUGAAGGAAUGAUUGUAGCUGACAAAAACUGUUCAAAGAUCCACUACAUAUCCCCCAAUGUCUACUGCUGUGGGGCUGGAACUGCAGCUGAUACAGAAAUGACAACCCAAAUGAUAUCUUCCAACAUGGAGCUGCAUUCUCUGUCUACAGGUCGUCUACCUAGGGUAGCUACUGCUAACCGCAUGCUCAAACAAAUGUUAUUUAGGUAUCAAGGUUAUAUUGGAGCUGCCCUGGUAUUAGGAGGAGUGGACUGUACAGGACCUCACCUGUACAGUAUUUAUCCUCACGGUUCAACUGACAAGCUUCCCUAUGUCACCAUGGGUUCUGGUUCUUUGGCUGCAAUGGCGGUGUUUGAGGAUCGCUAUAAACCAGACAUGGAGGAAGAAGAAGCUAAACAGCUUGUACGGGACGCCAUUUCUUCUGGCAUCUUUAAUGACUUGGGCUCUGGCAGCAACAUUGAUUUGUGUGUCAUAACUAAAAACAAGGUGGAUUAUAUACGUCCCCAUGAUGUGGCCAAUAAGAAAGGUGUAAGGACGGGAAAUUAUAAGUACAAGAAAGGAACAACAGGUGUUCUGUCUGAGAAGAUUGUCCAUUUCAACUUGGAUGUGAUGGAAGAAAAUGUGCAAACAAUGGAUAUUUCUUAAGAUUAAUGUAUUAACUUGGAAUCUGGUAUGGUUAAGUUACCUGUAUUUUCUAUGUUAUGAGUAUGCUGUUAAGCCACUGCAGUUUGAACCAAUACUUCAAAUAAACACAAACGAACGAUCA